CAGCCCUCUCACUUUUUAGACUUUUGUCUUUCGCACUUGUAACCUAUAAAUUGGCAUGGUUGUGUAAUAGUAAAUAAACAACAACUAUAUUGACAGGAUUAACAGCCUGAGAAUUUGUUAUUCCUUGCAAAUCUUGUGAGCGAAAAUGCGAUACGGCCAAAUCGUUCUUGGUCCUGCAGGAAGUGGCAAGUCAACGUACUGUUCAUCAGUAGUUCGUCAUGCUGCUGAUGCUCGAAAAACUAUUGAAGUUGUAAAUUUGGAUCCAGCCGCUGAGUACUUUGACUAUGAGCCAAUGGCAGACAUUCGGGAACUUAUCCAUGUUGACGAUGCAAUGCAGGAUGAAGAUAUGCACUUUGGACCAAACGGUGGACUGGUUUUCUGCAUGGAGUAUCUGUUAGAAAAUGUUGAUUGGCUAGAAGAACAGCUGGGAGACUCUGACGAUGAUUACAUUUUGUUCGAUUGUCCUGGUCAAAUAGAAUUAUACACCCACAUGACAGUUAUUCGUCAGUUUGCGGAAGUCUUAUCUCAAAGACUGAAUUUCAGACUGUGUGCUGUGUUUAUGAUAGAUUCUCAAUUUCUGGUUGAUGGGCCUAAAUUUUUAUCAGGCACAAUGGCAGCUUUAUCAGUUAUGGUGAACUUGGAAUUACCGCAUUUGAAUGUUAUCACGAAGAUGGACUUGUUGUCCAAAGCUGCCAGAAAACAGCUUGAUAGCUAUUUAGAGCCGGAUCCUCAUGUUUUGUUGUCUGAGAUGUCAGAGUCCACUUCUAAGUGGAAUCAGAAACAUGCGAAACUCUCAGAUGCAAUUGGCAAGUUAAUAGAAGACUACAGUUUGGUACGAUUUUGUCCUUUGAAUAUUCGUGAUGAAGAAAGUUUAGCUGAUGUACUGUUAACCAUUGACAACAUGAUUCAAUAUGGUGAAGAUACUGAUGUAAAAACCCGUGACUUUGAAGAACAAGAUGAAGAAAAUGGAGAUGAUUAGUACUAACAUGUAUCUGUACUCUACUGUGAUAAAUUAUUAAUAAAUAACAUAGUUUUCAAGGAAGUGUAAUUAAA
Molecule: messenger RNA, 1053 nt
Organism: Frankliniella occidentalis (western flower thrips)
Lineage: Eukaryota; Metazoa; Arthropoda; Insecta; Thysanoptera; Thripidae
Product: GPN-loop GTPase 3
Exons: 5
Coding region: 146-979 (277 amino acids)
Molecular function (GO): GTPase activity
Source: RefSeq, a predicted model, not a curated record